AUGUCGCGCCAUAGAGCAGUUAGAAACUUGGACAUUGAUGAUAUCCUUGAUGAGGAUGAAUAUGAAAGCGAGUACGACGAAAAUCAUUUUGACGAGACAGAGAUUUCGAACGAAGAUUUAGAUAAACUGGAAGAUGGAUUAGCUUAUGUGUACAGCGUCAUUGGCGAAGAUACCAUCUUGACGGCAACAGAGAUCAAGGAAGCGUUAUGGUAUUACUAUUUUGACAGAGAGGAGACGAUUAAUUGGACACUUGAAAAAAUUGCCAAAGAGAAGGCAUUAGAGGAAAAGAAGAAAGCAAAAGAGGAAGCCAAGAAAGUUUCCACUCGACCUACUAAAAAGGUAAAUAUGCUUUGGUUGUUGGAUACAUUCAAGAUGUUCAUCCUUCUUGUUAGUAUCAUGAGCGAUCAAAACAGUAAUAAAAAGGCAAUGCCUUCGCUUUCCAGUUUAUCCAACUCGCGUCAAUCAUCGUCACCAGCAAACAGCUUGGCUCAACUUCGACAAAAUAUGCAGAAACCUGUCACCUCUUCAUCCUCUUCGCUCGCUUCGCUUGCUUCUUCAUCUUCGGCGGAAGGAAAGAGACCUCUGUCAUCAUUGCAGGCACUGGCUCAAAGAUCAAAUACAACGGCAAAGACUGCCCCUUCACUCGCUUCACUUGCUGUUAAAUCACCCUCACCAACUACUACCCAGAAACCUUUGAACAGCCUUGCUCAUCUGGCAUCUCGGCAAUCAGCACCCAAUUCCAACGCUGGUGUUGGUAAAAGCGCAUUGUCUAGUCUUGCACCAAAACAGUCCACAGCAACAAGGCCAGCAUCUAUGAAGCCGGUGUCAUCUCCAACUCCAGUUGUAUCCGCUGCUCCUGCUGCAAAUGUAGACACCAACAGGUUGACGAACGAGGAGUCAUCAUCAGACGAGGAACAGGAGGAAGCGAUUUACGAAAAUCCUCUAUGUGCCAAACCGUCUGCUGCAGCACAAUUCUUGUUCAAACCUCAGCAAUCAUUGCAAUUUGAUCCUCAAUCUGUAUUUUCGCAAGCUCUCAAAAAACCAACCUCGAUUCAUGUGUUUGAAUUUGAUCAACCCAGCCCUGAUGAUAUUGUCAUUGCUGCUCAAAAUCAACGAGGCGGAAAGAAGCUGUAA
Messenger RNA from Mucor velutinosus, 1134 nucleotides. RefSeq lists its product as uncharacterized. The transcript is spliced from 5 exons. The coding region runs from base 1 to 1134 and encodes 377 amino acids. NCBI's taxonomy places the organism in Eukaryota, Fungi, Mucoromycota, Mucoromycetes, Mucorales, Mucoraceae. The record is from RefSeq and is a predicted model, not a curated record.